Messenger RNA from Acanthopagrus latus (yellowfin seabream), 2705 nucleotides. RefSeq names its product enhancer of polycomb homolog 2 (Drosophila) (gene epc2). Gene Ontology annotation, biological process: regulation of transcription by RNA polymerase II. The transcript has 14 exons. NCBI's taxonomy places the organism in Eukaryota, Metazoa, Chordata, Actinopteri, Spariformes, Sparidae. The record is from RefSeq and is a predicted model, not a curated record. Gene Ontology annotation, cellular component: piccolo histone acetyltransferase complex. Bases 278 to 2560 code for a protein of 760 amino acids.
CGUGUGUUUUUUGGAGCUGCGCCGCGGUGGCUGAUGGGAUUGCUCCGCCACUGGUGUGGACAUGUCCGCCAUGUUUUCCACGGCGCAGGGAGCAGAACAGCCCGGCAAAACGGCCCCGACGUCCCGUUAAACCCGCACACAGAUGAGUCCUGCCGCCGGUUACCGGAGCAGCGGACACCGAUGAGCGCUACUGCGGCGGACAAAGUCGCGUCCGGAGCGGAUUUCCGUCGGUAUCGGUGCGGGUUUUGGGCGAAUUGUCGCUGAUUUGGCGCAAACAAUGAGUAAACUCUCGUUCCGGGCGCGAGCGCUAGACGCCGCCAAACCGCUCCCGGUUUACCGCAACAAGGACCUGCCGGACCUGACCGACUGCGUGUCCAUUAACCGGGCCGUCCCGCAGAUGCCGACCGGGAUGGAGAAAGAAGAAGAGCUGGAGCACCACCUGCAGAGAGCAAUCUCCGCCCAGCAGGUGUUCAGGGAGAAGAAGGAGAACAUGGUGAUCCCCGUCCCUGAGGCAGAGAGCAACACCACCUACUACGACCGUCUGUACAAAGGAGAGGUCAAAGUUCCCAAACAGCUCAUCCACAUUCAGCCUCUGGGUCUGGACCUGGAGCAGCCCGACUACGACAUGGACUCCGAGGACGAGACUCUGCUCAACAGACUGAACAGAAAGAUGGAGAUCAAACCUCUGCAGUUUGAGACCAUGGUGGACCGACUGGAGAAGGCCAGCACACACCAGCUGGUGUCUCUGACUGAGGCGAAGCUGCUGCUGAACGAGGACGACUACUUGCUGAAGUCGGUGUAUGAUUACUGGGUGAGGAAGAGGAAGAACUAUCCAGGCCCGUCGCUGAUUCCUCACAUCAAACAGGAGAAAAGAGACGGAUCCACCAACAGUGACGCCUACGUGGCCUUCAGACGGAGGACCGAGAAGAUGCAGACCAGGAAGAACCGUAAGAAUGACGAGGCAUCAUACGAGAAGAUGCUGAGACUGAGACGAGAGUUCAGUCGGACCGUCACCAUCCUGGAAAUGAUCAAGAGGAGAGAAAAGUCCAAGAGAGAGCUGCUGCACCUCACGCUGGAGGUGGUGGAGAGGAGGUAUCAGAUGGGAGACUUCAGUGGAGACACUCUCAGAGAUGUUUCACUCCCUCUGGUGGAGAAGCCGGUGUACAGCGCUCCAGUGACUCUGAACAACAGACACAAAGCUGACGUUAAGAUCAAGAUGCAGAAGAAGCCGGUGUCCAUCAGAGACGAGCUUUCCUUUGAUCUGAUGAGACCAAAGAAGAAGACCAUCAGACGGGACAGAUUGUAUCCUCCACAGAGACGUCCCGGCCGACCGCCCGGUCCCUUCACCGUCAACAAGGCCGACAUCAAACAGUACGACUUCCACAGCUCCGGAGAGGACGACAGUCCACCGCCACCGCUGUCUCCUCCGUCUUCACCUGAUGAAGAGAAUAAUCCUGAUGGAGUGUUUGUCUUCAGGAGGAAAGCUGGAUGUCAAUACCUCUCUCCUUGUACGGAGCAGACGGACGGAGUUGGUCAUUCAGAGCUCCUCCCUCAGUGUCGCCGUCACUCUCUGACUGAACUGACGCUGCCUCCUUAUUGGACGGGACUGAGUCGCCGCAGGAUAGGACGAGGCGGCAGGAUCAUCCUGGACCGAGCCUCCUCAGGUCUGGAUCCAGUACUGAAGCAGAUGGACUCUGUAACACAACCGGUCUGUAGGACCAGAACCAGUACCUGCCUCCUCAGUGACCCUGUUACACUGGAGCAGAAACCCUCCCUCGCUAACAUCCUGAACAACAUCCAGGCGCUGAGGAGGUUCUGCUACAGACCCAGACCAGCUCAGGACCAGAGGGAGGGGGGCAGAAGGACUACAGGGUUCUCUGUGGAGGACAACAGACUCACCUGUAGUCUGAUACCUGACAGACACUGUGGAUCAGCAGGGGGCAUCACAGAGGAGCAGUACCACAGUCACCAGCAGCAGCUGGUCCAGAUGCAGAAACAACAGCUGGAGCAGCUGCAACUACAGAACACCACAGUUUCAUUCAGACACACAGCACUGCACCAAACACAGUCUACCCGGUCCGGAGAGUCCAGUUCGAAGACUCUGGACUCGGCCAGCGCUCAGUUUGCAGCCUCUGCUGUGGUCAGCGCUCCUCAACCUCACGGUCACGUCAACAGUGAGAACAAACCCUACAAGACCAGCGUCAACGGAGUCCACCACCCAUCAGGUCCCUCCAGGCCUCCGUACUCUUCCUCCUCGUCUCUCAGCAGGUCAGGACUUUCGGCUCGGGGGUCACUCCCCCCUUCCUCCUCCUCAUCCUCCUCAUCCUCGUCAUCCUCCCCUCAGUCCCUCCCCCACCAGAGGAGCCACGUGGGAGCCGUCUCCCCCGCCCACCUUCACACUGCUCGACCCUCAGCGCCCCCAACGUCUGCCUUAAAGCUCGCCACCGUCGCCGCCAGCCUCGACCGAGUGCCCAAAGUCUCCACUGCCAGAGACGCUCACGAGCCGGAGAGACUGCUGAACGGCCUGUCAGAGACCACGCUGCCCAUGGAGGUCACAUAACAUCAUAUCCCAUCAUGCCCCGCUCCUCCUCCCAUCACGCCCCGCUCCUCCUCCCAUCACGCCCCGCUCCUCCUCCCAUCAUGCCCUGCUCCUCCUCCCAUCACGCCCCGCUCCUCCUCCCAUCAUGCCCUGCUCCUCCUCCCAU